Messenger RNA from Annulohypoxylon maeteangense, 1275 nucleotides. RefSeq lists its product as uncharacterized. NCBI's taxonomy places the organism in Eukaryota, Fungi, Ascomycota, Sordariomycetes, Xylariales, Hypoxylaceae. The record is from RefSeq and is a predicted model, not a curated record. The transcript has 2 exons. Bases 169 to 1059 code for a protein of 296 amino acids.
UAGUGAUCGUCGUUGCAACGCGACCAGUUGAAUUUUGACCAGGCUGUCGUCCAGCCCUUUGUCCCUCGUUUUACAGCUAGACAAGUGUCGCAGUAACAAUUCCUUAUUACCUACCUAUAACCUCGACAUGGUCCUUCUACUUCCUUAAUAUCGAUACCAAGGUGAUCGAUGAUGCUUUCAUUCGCGCCCCUUUACCUAGGCGCAUCGCUGCUCCUUCAAGUUGCGACAGCAAACAAUAAUCUUCACGAAGGCAUCUUGCCCUCCUACCACUACGGCGCACCCAUCGGUGUCGAGUGCAUGAACAGAAGUGUAGAGACGGGCGAACACAUUCAAGAUGCCAAGAACGAGAUCCAGUGGAUCCCCUUUCCAGUAUGCAACGAAACGGGGAAGUCUCUCGAAUUCAACUACGGUAUAGAAGGCGAGAUGAACUGCACGAUACCUAUGAUCGACGACCCUUUCUUCCACCUGCUAGAGUUUUAUAUCCAUAGCGACGCCCCUCUCGCCUGUCGCCUUCCUGCCCGACCACCCGCCCACGUCGAGAUGGUCGGAGAGAAGCCCUACGAACAAGAAUACAUACCUUUAGUAUUCGCGUUGGCCGGCACGUUGCAACUAAGUCAUUUACAUAUCAGCACACACCUCAACAUCCUAUUACAUAGCACGCCCAAGCACCACAUACAUCCCCACGACAGCGGUGUCCUAGACAGCGGCGCCGCAUACAGCACGAGCCCGCUCAGCCACAUGGACGGUAGUUUCACGAAGCGAUUAGUUAUCGGCGACCCUUUACCUCUUAGCUUCAGCGUAAGGUGGUUCCCGACUCCGGCUCUGCCCAAGAUCGAGGGAAAGGUCGAGUGGCAGGGGAUGGGAGGACACAUAUACGCUAGCACCGUAUUUUAUGCUCUUGUAUCCUUCGUAGCCGGCAUCCUUGUAUCGGGCGUCUACUUUUUCGGUAUCAUCCUACCUAAGAGGUUAAAGGGUAGAGGCCUGGGCGGUGCCACGCCGUUGGGGUAUGGCAUGAACGGCGUAGGAAACGGAUGGGGCUAUUCAAAGAGAAUCGAUUGAGUGCUUGGGGUAGCUCUCGACGUCUCAGCUCGAACGGGUUCUUGUACAUAUUUUGACGGUGACGAGGAAUCGCGUGUUGACAUGAUCUUGGGAUUGUUUGCUGUACCAAAAGGACGGUUCUGUUAAUGAUACCAAAUGUGGGAAGAAUAGGUAGCUUCCUAGGGUAUAGUUAUAGGUGAAGCAACGUGAACUUUGAGGAAUUAGGUAUUACUCCUA